CAAAAUAAACCCAGCUCUCUCUCUCUCCAUCUCUAGACCUUCAACGACACCAACGUCAGCCAAAAUGGUGACGUUUCCAACCGCGCCGCCCUUCUCGCUCUCCGCUCUCCGCUCUCCGCUCCGCACCAGACCCCUGUAGCUUACUGGUUUUGCCCCAAGACGACGAAGAUGACCCUUUUCUCUCUACCUUCUUCUUCUUCACACCCAAAUUAAUCACCAUAACCACCACUGAGCUCUCUCUCCAUACCCAACCAUCAAUCCCAUUGCAAUCAACACCAAGCCUAAAUGGCUUCAUAUCUUCAUGAAAUUACCCUUUACAUUCUCAGAAAACCCACUUCAUCACUUUAGAUUUACUAGGCCUGAUCUGGAAAUACAUAGUGGAGAAUGAACAACUCUUUCAUUCUUACGAAACUCUGCUCGUCAGCUAACUUCGGCGUCUAAAAACUCCAUCUUCUGUUGCUCAGAUAGUCACGACUUCUUCAUAAACGUUGUUCAAAAUCGAGUCUUCUAAACUGUCUUCAAAUUUCAUGAAAAUCCAACGGUUGAAUCUUCCAAAAUCAAGUCCCUCUUCAAAAUGGGUCGAGUUCUUCUCUUGAGAUUGAAUUCAAUUCAUGAAGUACUCAUUUCAAUCUUGAGCAAGUUGAAGCCAUCAAGGAGAGAGAGAGGCAAAAGGAGAACAUAUGCAAUCUGGGUACCCCACCCAGCCCAACACCAACGCCGCCCAAGCCGCCCAGCACCCGCCGAAACCCACCUAUCUGCUCUGGGUAUUUGAGUUUUUGUUAACGAAAUCCGGGAUCUAGUGAUGAUUCUGGUCAUGGGUAUGCAUAUCCUCGGUCCAGCGAGAAAAUACUGGAGGAUGAGAGCUUCCGGAUAAUAGAGGGUCUUUAACCAGACGGAGAUCAGGAGAGAUGUGGAAGAAGAAGAGCAUGCAGAAUUUGCAGGGAGGAAACAACAAUAUGGCCCAAGACCCAACUGAAGAGGCAGAGUAUGCUGUUCAUCACAAUACUCUGUGUAUGUGAAUGCUUAAGUUUAGUUGACUAUGUCUUUGUCUGUUGUCUCUCAGCAGUACCCUGCAUAGUAUAUUCCCUCCCUCCCAUUUGAAAUUUUCUGCUGAUAUUAUAUGCAUUAAACAAGUCCUAUAAUCACAAUACGCGUUUCAACUAAUCAAUGGAACCAACCCACCCUGUCUUCUACUUAACAUUAACUAAUCAUCCACAUUGUUUAAUCAAAUUCCCCAAUCCUCUCCAAGACUACUACUACUCUUCUCUUCUCCCACCUCCUGAUAUCAACUCAUCUGCCAAGUUUUUGUCUUUGUAUUGAUCAUGGGACAAGAAACUAGGAGACUCGCCGAUGAGUAUGAGGUAGCUGAGAUUUUAGGGAGAGGAGGAUUCUCAGUAGUCAGGAAAGGCAUUAGUAGAAAAGCAGGUACCAGUGACAAAAACAAUGUUGCCAUCAAAACACUCAAAAGACCAUUUGGGGGAUCUUCCUCUUCCUCUUCCUCAUCCAAAAACUCUUCAUUUAAUCCUGGUUUGGAGCAGGGCUUCCCAGUCCCGACUAGGAAACAAGUCUCUAUAUCUAAUGUUUUGCUCACAAAUGAAAUCUUGGUCAUGAGGAAGAUAGUUGAGAAUGUCUCGCCCCAUCCGAAUGUGAUUGACCUCUAUGAUGUGUAUGAGGAUGAGAAUGGGGUUCACCUUGUGCUGGAGCUUUGUUCUGGUGGCGAACUCUUUGAUAGGAUUGUGAAGCAAGAGAGGUACUCUGAGGCAGGGGCUGCAGCUGUGGUCAGGCAGAUUGCACAGGGCUUAGCUGCUCUGCACAAGUCAAAUAUUGUUCAUAGGGAUUUGAAGCCUGAGAAUUGUCUCUUCUUAAAUAGUAGUGAUGAUUCUCCAUUGAAGAUCAUGGACUUCGGGCUCAGUUCUGUUGAAGAGUUUACUGACCCUGUUGUUGGCUUGUUUGGUUCCAUUGAUUAUGUCUCACCAGAGGCUCUUUCUCAGGGACAAAUCACUUGUAAAAGUGAUAUGUGGGCUCUCGGUGUAAUCUUGUAUAUCCUUCUCUCUGGGUACCCACCUUUUAUUGCUCAGUCGAAUCGGCAGAAGCAGCAGAUGAUAAUGGCCGGAGAAUUCAGCUUUUACGAGAAAACUUGGAAGGGAAUUUCCUUAUCAGCGAAGCAAUUAAUAUCAGACCUCCUCAAAGUUGACCCUGAAAAGAGACCUAGUGCUCAAGAGCUUCUGGACCAUCCAUGGGUUGUAGGUCUUUCAGCCAGAGAGGACCAAAUGGAUGCUGAGAUUGUUUCACGACUGCAGAGUUUUAAUGCUCGACGCAAACUCCGUGCUGCAGCAAUAGCUAGUGUGUGGACAAGCUCCAUUUUCUUGAGGACAAAGAAGCUCAAAUCAUUGCUAGGGUCCCAUGACCUUAAACAGGAGGAAAUCCAGAACCUGAGUUUGCAUUUUAAGAAAAUAUGUGUAAAGGGUGAUAAUGCAACUCUGUCUGAAUUUGUGGAGGUGCUGAAAGCAAUGAAAAUGUCAUCACUGGUCCCUCUAGCACCCCGUAUUUUCGACCUAUUUGACAACAACCGAGAUGGAACAGUAGACAUGCGAGAGAUACUCUGUGGUUUCUCUAGUCUCAAGAAUUCACGAGGAGAUGAUGCUCUCCGCCUGUGCUUCCAGAUGUAUGAUACAGAUCGAUCAGGAUGCAUCAGUAAAGAAGAAGUGGCAUCUAUGCUCAGGGCUUUGCCAGAUGACUGCCUUCCAGCUGAUAUUACAGAACCUGGGAAAUUGGAUGAAAUUUUUGAUCGAAUGGAUGCCAACAGCGACGGAAAAGUUACCUUUGAUGAGUUCAAAGCUGCCAUGCAGAGAGACAGUUCUCUCCAAGAUGUAGUCCUCUCCUCUCUUCGGCCACUAUAGCUACUUAGCUCUUCCUAUCAUCAAACUUCCACACUUCUAAUAGUUUUAAAUCUUUCUUAUGUUAAGAGGCAAGGUGGUGAAGAACAAUGACCAAAAAACUGAGAUGUAUUUCAUUGAUAAUAGGGUCUCUAUAUAUAGAGGAUUACAUGUACAAUCGUCUUCCUUAGUAAGAAAUCCUAUACACAAA
Molecule: messenger RNA, 3087 nt
Organism: Rosa rugosa (rugosa rose)
Lineage: Eukaryota; Viridiplantae; Streptophyta; Magnoliopsida; Rosales; Rosaceae
Product: calcium and calcium/calmodulin-dependent serine/threonine-protein kinase-like
Exons: 10
Coding region: 1323-2900 (525 amino acids)
Biological process (GO): protein autophosphorylation; peptidyl-serine phosphorylation; intracellular signal transduction
Cellular component (GO): nucleus; cytoplasm
Molecular function (GO): calcium ion binding; ATP binding; calcium/calmodulin-dependent protein kinase activity
Source: RefSeq, a predicted model, not a curated record